Oryza brachyantha (malo sina) is the source of this 1247-nucleotide messenger RNA. RefSeq names its product SUMO-conjugating enzyme SCE1-like. Gene Ontology annotation, molecular function: SUMO conjugating enzyme activity. Lineage: Eukaryota; Viridiplantae; Streptophyta; Magnoliopsida; Poales; Poaceae. Gene Ontology annotation, cellular component: nucleus. Bases 354 to 839 code for a protein of 161 amino acids. The transcript is spliced from 5 exons. Gene Ontology annotation, biological process: protein sumoylation. The record is from RefSeq and is a predicted model, not a curated record.
UGAUAAAGUUUAGGCAAUUACCAUUUGUUUGUUCGUAUCAAUCUGGAGUAGUGUACAUUUUUCUGUGACAUUUGAUAAAGAAUUGAUUAGACAUUGCCCUGGUAACUUCGGAGCCCACACGUCCACCACGGCACCACCGGGCUGACCCUUUGCCAUUCCUGAUUUUACUCACACCCAUCUGGAGAGGAACCGAAGAGGCGGCGAACCUCCCCUACGGCUACGGCAACAAUCCACGCCGCCGCCCGCGAGCAGGUGGUCCCACGCGAGUGCUGGGAAGAAGAAGAGGAAGCAGCACAGCGGCAGCUCCCGCGUCCGACCCCUGGAGAGCGUAUUGCUGGUUUGGAUUGCACUCGAUGGCGUCCGGAGGAGGAGGCAUCGCCCGCGCGCGCCUUGCCGAGGAGCGCAAGGCGUGGCGCAAGAACCACCCACAUGGCUUCGUGGCCAAGCCGGAGACCCUGCCGGAUGGGUCCGUCAACCUCAUGCUCUGGCGAUGCAUCAUCCCCGGCAAGGAGGGCACAGAUUGGGAGGGUGGAUAUUUCCCACUCACUAUGCAAUUCACUGAAGACUACCCAAACAGCCCUCCUUCCUGCAAGUUCCCUUCAGGCUUUUUCCACAUUAACGUCUACGACUCUGGGGCAGUAUGCCUAUCAAUCUUGAGUAGCGGAUGGAAACCUUCAAUUACAGUGAAGCAAAUUCUUAUGGGCAUCCAAGAGCUGUUUGAUGAUCCAAAUCCUAUGUCUGCUGCCCAGAAUUUAAGCUAUGAGCUCUAUAAAAAGAACAUGCCGGAGUACAGGAAGUGUGUCCGUCAGCAGGCCAAGAAGUACCCUUCAGCUCUUUAGCCGUGCACUACCCGCAAGAUACUGGCCGCUAUACAUUUUGAUGAACCUGUCAAGACCGCGUCUGUAAUUGCUGGGGGCUAAACUCGUGCUCAUGCUGUGGUAUGGUCAGUUGCCGAGUUGGCAAUGUGGUGAUAUGCCUGUUAGAACCACUAAAAUACACUUUUAAGUCGACCUGCAUGACUAUUGUCCUGGCCUGUCGGUGCCUUAACAGCAGAAAGUUUCAAAAGCUUCGAGCUUUUUUCUGAUGUUUUUUCUCUUCUCUGUGAUGGGAAGAUUUCGUCGAGGGACUCCUCGAAUCGAUAGCUCAGAUUGACAGCCCAAAUGAUUGUGAGAGGGGGUGGCCCAAAUGGGCCUAGAAGAUUGCCAAUCUUCCCUGGUCACACAGGUCAAUAAAGCUGCAUCUGUACU